AUGAUGGUGCUACCCGCCAUUUCUCUGUCAACUAACAUAACAGUUUCAACUAACAUAACUGCCACUUCGGCUCCAACCACCCUCCACAAACACAGACUUCACAAUUCAACUCUCAAAUCCCUUUCAAAAUCUGGUAAACUAGAUGAGGCUCUUCGUCUAAUAGAAUAUUGGCCGUCCAAAUCCCCGGCCACCGCACCGGAUGUUGAGGCUUGCGCCCUCUUCCUACACUCCUGUAUCUCCAGAAAAGCCCUGGAACAUGGCCAAAGACUCUACCUUCAGCUCCUCCUUUAUAGAGAUAGGUGCAACCACAAUCUUCUCAACAACCCCACAUUGAAAGGCAAGCUCAUCACUCUCUUCUCAGUUUGUGGAAGAGUUGAUGAGGCUCGCCGCGUUUUUGAGGAUGGUGGGGAGGAUGUAGAUUUGCCGGAGUCGGUUUGGGUGGCCAUGGGAAUUGGGUACUCAAGAAAUGGGUACCCGAAAGAAGCUUUGCUUCUCUAUUAUGAGAUGGUGUGCCAGUUUGGUCAGCUGGGUAAUUUUGCGUUUUCUAUGGCAUUGAAAGCAUGUUCGGAUCUGGGUGAUUUGCGGACCGGUAGAGCGGUCCAUGCCCAGGUGUUGAAAGCUACUGAGGAUCCGGAUCAGGUGGUGAACAAUGCGCUUCUUCGGUUGUACAGUGAGGAUGGGUGUUUCGAGGAGGCGCUACGGGUGUUCGAUGGAAUGCCUCAUAGGAAUGUUGUAUCUUGGAACUCGUUGAUUGCGGGUUUGGUUAAGAAAGAUGGAGUGUUUGAGGCAAUUGAGGCUUUUAGGAUAAUGCAGGGGAAGGGAAUGGGGUUCAGUUGGGUGACGCUUACCACGAUCUUACCUGUGUGUGCUCGGGUUACUGCACUUGGUAGUGGGAAAGAGAUACAUGCUGUGAUUGUGAAAUCCACCGCAAAACCGGAUGCACCAGUGCUAAAUUCGCUUGUGGACAUGUAUGCAAAGUGUGGAGCAAUGGAUUACUGUAGAAGAGUGUUUAAUGGGAUGCAAGGUAAAGAUUUGACUUCAUGGAAUACCUUGAUCACAGGGUAUGCAAUCAAUGGUCGAAUGAUGGAAGCGAUGGAGUCGUUCCAGGAGAUGAUUUGUUCUGGUUUCAGUCCAGAUGGGAUCACAUUCAUUGCCUUGUUGUCAGGUUGUAGCCAUGCAGGGCUUGCAGAUGACGGCUGCAGAUUGUUUGAAAUGAUGAAGAUGGAUUACGGGAUCUCUCCAACUGUAGAGCAUUAUGCUUGUUUGGUGGAUGUCUUGGGUAGAGCUGGGAGAAUCAAGGAGGCAUUGGAAAUUGUGAAAAACAUGCCAUUUAAGCCGACGGGCAGCAUAUGGGGAUCAUUACUCAACUCAUGCCGACUCCAUGGUAAUGUUCCUCUUGCUGAGGCUGUUGCAAAGCGGUUGUUUGAGCUUGAACCCAAUAAUGCUGGGAAUUAUGUGAUGCUGUCAAACAUUUAUGCAAAUGCAGGGAUGUGGGAGAGUGUUAAGGUGGUUAGAGAGUUUAUGGAAAAGAGGGGUAUGACGAAAGAGGCUGGAUGCAGCUGGCUUCAAAUCAAAAGCAAAAUUCAUACUUUUGUGGCAGGCGGGAGUAACGAGUUUCGCAAUUCAGUUGAGUAUAAGAAAGUUUGGAAGAGACUGAUGGAAGCUAUGGAAGAAGUUGGAUAUGUCCCAGACACUGGUGUUGUUCUUCAUGAUGUAAGUGAAGAAAUGAGGGCAAUGUGGGUGUGUGGUCACAGUGAACGGCUUGCAACCAUGUUCGCACUCAUCAACACGGCCUCAGGGAUGCCUAUUAGGAUAACAAAGAAUCUUCGUGUUUGUGUAGAUUGCCACUCCUGGGUGAAGACUUUGUCCAAGGUCACUGGGAGAGUGAUUGUCUUGAGAGAUACAAAUCGUUUCCACCAUUUCAAAGAUGGGGUGUGCUCAUGUAAAGAUUACUGGUGAUUUAUUUUCCCAACUACUCACUUCUAAGCUGUAACUUCAUUAUCUGAAAAGCAGACAUGAAUAGAAUACUGGUACGGCUCCCUCUGAUGCUUUGCAA
Messenger RNA from Vitis riparia (riverbank grape), 2056 nucleotides. RefSeq names its product pentatricopeptide repeat-containing protein At3g14330. Bases 1 to 1959 code for a protein of 652 amino acids. Gene Ontology annotation, molecular function: protein binding; RNA binding; zinc ion binding. The record is from RefSeq and is a predicted model, not a curated record. Lineage: Eukaryota; Viridiplantae; Streptophyta; Magnoliopsida; Vitales; Vitaceae. The transcript has a single exon. Gene Ontology annotation, biological process: RNA modification.